AUGGCUAACGAGGACGGGUGCGGGUCAUCUUCGUCGCUUGCUCCCUCGUCCGUCCAUUCUUCUUCUGGAACCACGCGACACGACCCUCUUUCCGUCUCUCAAGGCAGCUACGAGUUGCAGGUUUUGCCUGGGAAAGCAAAGAAAGCAAGGAACAUAGCCACAUCCGAAACGACUUCUGAUGACGAUCUUGAUCUGCCAGCUGGUCGCCCCGAUAGUCCUACACGAUCCGUCAAGAAGGCAAUGUCAAGAGUACCUCUUCUGGUGAGAUCGAGCCCGGCGCAGGGAACAGGGUCAUAUGGCGGCCUGCCUAUUUUUUCUUCCAGUCCAGAGGAGUCUGAUGAGAACAACGUAGUCAAUGAGUCAAGAAAGAAAAAAGGAAAGAGCAGACUUUCGCAUAGUGAACCCACGUUACUCUCGGAUCACAACCACGAUGAUUCGAUACGGAGUGAACCAAUCCUUUCAAGCACUAGCAAGUCACGUCGUAGGACGGGUGACGCUGAUCGUAGCAGCACGACGCUUGGUGUAGCCUCCAGCGGCCAGGAAGAAUGUCGUUUCGAAGCGAGGUUCAACGCCAGCGGCCUCGAUCCUUCUACAGCUGGUGCGCCACUGUUUGACAACUCAACCUCUUCGAGCGGUACGCUAGACGACAAUGAAUCUUCCGACGACGACCUACACGAUAUGAAGGGUAAUCCGUCCGAUAACUCGCCCUACGCUCAAGUCAGGGCAUCCGUUGCUGCUACUGACAACCUGUCUCUGUCUAUUGAUACCCCGCGCAUGUGGUUCCUGUCGAUUCUGUUUUCCAUUGCUGGUUCUUCAACCAACUUGUUCUUCUCCCUACGAUACCCUAGCGUUAGCCUUACUCCUAUUAUUGCACUACUACUUGUUCAUCCUCUCGGUCUGCUAUGGGACCAACUUCUAAAACGACACGACGACCCUGAAGAAACCUUCAUCGAUGGUUGCGCUCAAACAACCUCACACCACCCCCAAUCAUCACAGAACAAAGUCACCUGGGCACGUCGACUACGGCUCUGGCUUGCUCAAGGCCGCUGGAACGAAAAGGAACACUGUUGCGUAUACGUCAGCAGCAAUGUAUCCUUUGGCUUUGCCUUUGCAACUGAUGUCAUCGUCGAGCAGGUCAAGUUCUACAAGCAAGACCUCGGCAUCAUGUAUCAGGUACUGCUCAUCCUCUCCACCCAAAUACUGGGCUACUCCCUUGCCGGCAUUACUAGACGUUAUUUGGUCCGGCCCAGCGGUAUGAUAUGGCCAAGCACGCUGGUAUCCACCGCUAUGUUUACCGCGUUGCACAAAGAUGAGAACAAGCCUGCCGAUGGCUGGACCAUGGCUCCACGAAAAUUCUUCAAGCGCAUAUUUCUGGGGUCCGUCGCAUUUUACUUCCUACCUGGUCUCCUGUUCCCAGCAUUGAGUUAUUUCAAUGUGAUCACCUGGUUCGCGCCAAAGAGCGUUGUCGUCGCUAAUUUAUUUGGAAUCUCGUCUGGCCUUGGAUUAUUCCCAGUGACUUUCGAUUGGGCGCAAAUUGCGUACAUUGGUUCUCCCUUGAUCACCCCAUUCUGGGCUGCCAUGAACAUCCUUGGAGGACUUGUAAUGGUUAUGUGGAUCGCAGCCCCAAUCAUGUACUACAAGAACGUCCUUUACUCUUCGUACAUGCCCAUCCUCUCAUCCGCCGUAUGGGACAAUCGUGGAAAGCCGUACGACGUCAGCAAGAUCUUGACCGAGAACUUCCUCUUCGACGAAGAAGCCUACAAACAAUACAGUCGUGUCUAUCUUCCGAUUACCUACGUAUUGAGCUACGCCCUGCAAUUUGCCGGUCUUACCGCUCUGCUUUCGCACACUGGGCUAUGGUACGGAAAGGAUAUCUGGAGGCAAUGGCGUCGCUCCUGGGCUGAGAUUCGUAAGGAGUCGGCUCAGGACUACCAGCCAUUAGUGAACGGAUCCGAUGCUAACAAUCGUCCGGGCUCACCUGCAAUGCUCCGACAUAGGCCGAGUACGACGUCAGAACCGGACGUGGAAGACCUACUGUCCGCGGAAGACGUGCACAACCGUCUCAUGCGCAAAUAUGAGGAUGUGCCACUUACCUGGUAUCUUCUAACAGGCAUUAGCAUGGCCGCUGUCGGCAUGUUCGUCGUCGAGUACUACCCUGUCCACUUACCCUGGUACGGUCUCUUGCUAGCUCUCGGCAUUGGCGCGGUUCUCUUCGUCCCCAUUGGCAUCGUUAUGGCCAUCACGAACCAACAAAGUAGCAUCUACCUUAUCUGCCAACUGAUCUGUGGCGUUGUCUUCCCCGGUCGGCCCGUCGCAAACAUGGUCUUCACGACCUUUGGCUAUAUCUCAUCCACACAGGGUCUGAAGUUUGCUUCAGAUUUGAAGCUUGGUCACUACAUGAAGAUUCCUCCCAAAAUCCUCUUCAAGCUUCAGCUUUCUGUCACCAUUGUUUCCAGUCUGACGCAGAUUGGUGUGCUCAACUGGAUGCUAAAUUACAUCCCAGGUAUCUGCACACCACAGGCUAUCAACGGCUUCAACUGUCCAAUCGCCCGCGUACACUUCAACGGAAGUAUACUUUGGGGUGUUGUUGGACCAGGAAAGUUCUUCGGCCCAGGCGCACUCUACCAACACCUGAUCUGGGCCUUCCCUGUUGGCGCUAUUGCACCCGUCAUAAUCUGGUGGCUCGCCCGCGGAGACCGCAAAUCUAUUCUUAGUAAAGUCAACCUUGCCGUUGUGUUCGGUAGUCUGAGUUGGAUUCCGCCAGCCACUGGGCUUAACUUCUCCGUUUGGGCAAUCGUCUGCUACAUCUUCAACUACGAGAUUCGGAACCGGAAGAACGCGUGGUGGAAGAAGUACAACAUGAUGCUUAGCGCGGCCUUGGACUCUGGUCUUGCGUUUGGUGUCGUCGUCAUCUUCUUUGGCAUUGUGUACCCCGGUUGGAUGAGUAACUUUAAAUGGUGGGGUACGGAGGUCUACAAGCAGGGUUGUGACUGGCAAGCCUGUCCCUACAAGGAAGUGCCAAAAGGAGGAACUUUCGGGCCCGGAAGGUGGUGA
Messenger RNA from Alternaria arborescens, 3054 nucleotides. RefSeq lists its product as hypothetical. Lineage: Eukaryota; Fungi; Ascomycota; Dothideomycetes; Pleosporales; Pleosporaceae. The transcript is spliced from 5 exons. Gene Ontology annotation, molecular function: oligopeptide transmembrane transporter activity. The coding region runs from base 1 to 3054 and encodes 1017 amino acids. Gene Ontology annotation, biological process: transmembrane transport. The record is from RefSeq and is a predicted model, not a curated record.